Messenger RNA from Glossina fuscipes, 3268 nucleotides. It is a transcript of the gene MED16, whose product is annotated as mediator of RNA polymerase II transcription subunit 16. Gene Ontology annotation, molecular function: protein binding. The transcript has a single exon. The record is from RefSeq and is a predicted model, not a curated record. Lineage: Eukaryota; Metazoa; Arthropoda; Insecta; Diptera; Glossinidae. Gene Ontology annotation, biological process: positive regulation of DNA-templated transcription. Gene Ontology annotation, cellular component: mediator complex. The coding region runs from base 95 to 2446 and encodes 783 amino acids.
UUAUUGCUUUUUGCAAAAUGUAUUAAGCUCGUUGUAAUUUUAGUUAAGAAGAAAAGUUAAUAAUUUUUUAUUGUUAGACACGUAGAUUAUAAAAAUGACUAUAUUAUAUAAAGUGCAAAGUGUUUGUGGCUGCAAAGAAGGUAACGUUCUUUUGCAAAAUAGUGUUUUAUGUAGAAUAUCAAAAAAAAAUCUAGUUGUAUUUUGUGUGCAUCAAAAUCUAUACAGUCAAAUAUAUAUAUGUGAUAUUGUGAAACCAUGGCAAAAUUAUAAGAUAUGUUCUUCUAAAGCCGUAGCGAGUGUGUUAGAAUGGAAUCCCACCGGCGAAUUAUUAUUAAUUGGAUAUAAGCACGGCUUAGCGGAAAUUUGGGGCAUGAAAGCCAAUUGUAUGAAUAGCUGGUUUCUACUAUAUACCGUUAACUUGCCUUGCGAAGAAAUAAUAAAUGUGAAAUUUUUCCACAACUCUAAAGCAACCUACUUCAAUAUGCAAAAAAAGGAUUUGCAGAAUUAUUCAGAUAAAUACGAACGCUUAGAUCAAAGGCCUACGUUGGCCUAUUUUGGUUGUUCUCCUGUCGAGGGAUGUUUCCUUUUAACCGCCUCUGGUCUAAUGGGCGUUUUUACAAUUCCUCGCCUACCAAUGAAUGCGGAGACAACAAAUUCAGCGUCACCGUCUGAAUUAAAUAUCUUCACAAACAGCAUUGGCUUAUCACGCUGUUUUAUUACUCAUUGUAGCAUUUCAUAUUGCCCUACUGGACGCUUUAAUGUCGCCAUUAACAAUUGGAGUGAACCUCGAAUUAGUUGCUUCAAAAUUGGUGUAGAACGUGAACAGGACGAUACCUUGAAUCUCAAAUGCGGUGCAAUGGCCAGUAUAUUUUUGCAAAGGGCAGACAACGAGAACAAAGAGAUAUCUGUGGUCCAUUGGCGUACCGUUAAUUGUGAGGAAGUAGCUUUUGUGGUGUAUGACUGUAUAGAAGGAAGCUUUAUCGAGCAAUGGAAUCUUAUAAAAAAGCAUCAACAAGUUCAUAAACUUCUGCAAAAGAACAAAAGCGAUUUCAUGCAGUGGGAGCAAUGGGAGAUUACAGCCAAGCUGUCUUUAACGUCGCGCGUAUGCGAUUUGAGUUUAAGUAAAUUGCCCACAGAAUCUCUGCUGUUAUUUGCUAUUUUACGCGAUAAUUCGGUGCAAAUAUUAGAAACGGGCUUAAAGAAAAUUGGUUCGACAGUAUUUGAACGGGUGGCUGAGGAUCAAAUGCGUGCUCCAUACAAAUUACUUACAUCGGACUGCACACACUUGAAUCAAUUGCUGAUAUUAUUUGAUAAUUUGGGACAAAUGUAUGCCAUGCAAGUGCCGACAAGCCAUUAUGAUAAGAACUAUAAGAUGAGUCCGUUAGCUGUGCCUGUUUGUCUUUUGGAAUAUUCGGUUAUUACCGGGAUAGAUGCUGCCGAUGUACUUAUGUUGAAUCUCUCUCACUUGGAAGCGUUAACUGAAAAAUUAACCGAAAAUUUUUCCCGACAGACAGCCUAUGUCAGGCAUUUCUACUAUUCGAACUUUUUAUCGUUGAAAAGUAAUAUUUGUCGUAUACAAACAAAACAGCAGGACUUUGAUGAUCUUAUUACAUUGCAUGCGAUUGCCAUUGCCUUUAAAAGUUUACUGCGACCAUCCGAUUUAAGUUCUCAAGAUAAAGGCCCGGCAGAAAAUUUGUCUAUGAUACUCUCGGAACCGGUAGGUGAUGUCGAUAAAGUUUUAUGUGUUUUGGACGCUAAGGAUUUUACAGUUGAACCCGCUACUUUACAAAGUUUGCAACAAUUGAUACAAUGGGUAUCCGACUUAGCUCUGAAUAUUUUGCAUAAACUGACCGAAGAUGUAUUGAAACCAAAGUUUAAUAAAAGGCAUGGUUACGAAAUAUGUCGUGAUGUAAUCGCCGUCAGUAGUGUAAGAGAACUAUUGGUAAUGAUCCGUAUAUGGGGUCUAUUAAAUCCCCAUUGUCUACCCAUCUAUACGAAAUCCGUAGACAACUUCGAUGUACUACCGGUAAUGUUUCGCUUACUUACACGUUUAAUGCAAAAUACCAGUGAACCUGACGAUAGCUUGCUGGACGAGUGCAGUGUGCUUUCAACACAAGUAUUAGUACCAACACGACACAUAAGCACACCCACUACUUUAUUAAAUAGUAACGCCACGUCGAAAUUAUUUCCAUUUGUAUUUCAAACCAGUGUGGAAUCUUUAAAUUUACAAGACGUUCAUUACGAAGAGGUUUUAUUCUCUCAUAGCAUAAAAGAUGACGUUAGCAAUUUGCAUUUAGGCACUCAUGUUCGCUCAUUAAGGAUUUGUUCACGUUGCGGUUUUAUUAAUAACAUCAACAAAAUGACAAAGACGGCUGCUUUGAAGACGUGGUAUCAGAGAUGGAAAUACUGUCAUUGUGGAGGAUUUUGGAAAUUUGUUUCAUUUUAAUUAUAAGUACUUUUUAAAUAUUACGCGCGAAUAGAUAGGUAACCGUUCAUAUAAGCAAAACACAAAUGCAGAUAGAAAGCCAUGAUUAUAUUCAUAUGUACAGAAUAAACUUAUACCAACAUAUUGUCUUAGUUUAAUUACCUGAUUACAUUGCAGAACUUUUGCCAACAUUGAGCGUAUAUACGAAAAAGGAGGAGUAUUUGUCGCAAACGUAAAAUUAACGGGUUGACUUACAGACUUACAGACUUCGCACGAUUAAAUUUUAUGUUUGAUAUAAAAUUUCAUUUGUUAUCCGUUUAUUAUCAAUGGAUUCACGUUUACGCUUCGUCCAGGGACAAUGUUUUACCAACCACCAUAAACGAUCGAGAUUCAUCGCUACCUGAAAUUAGAAUACAACCUUCGCGCCCAUUGCACACACGACUUUUAUUUAAUAAGAAAUGCUUUUUUUUUUGCCCAACUUACAUAUUUCCUUCCUUUCUUCAUUCAAGGAAAUGCAUUUUUUUUAAGAGCAAACAAUUUAUUUUUUUUAUUUUUUUUUUAAGCAGUAACAGUAUUACUUAAUAUGUGCACACUCUCUCUGUUAUAGCAAAAUUGUAACGAUUCUCUUUUAAUUGGGAAUUUUUGUUGAGCAUCAAAAUUGCUUGCAUUGUAUCUAAUAUAAACUGCAAAAAUUAUUUAAAGUUUACAUAUUUGUAGGUUUUGUUGUUAAUAACCACAUAUUUACGGAAAGCGUUAAGUGAUUUAUACAAUUGUAAAACUACAACAUUUUAACAUUAACUACUUUCUCUUAAGACAAUUGCUCAGACUUGUGAUAGUAUUAUU